Messenger RNA from Capra hircus (goat), 2976 nucleotides. It is a transcript of the gene PXK, whose product is annotated as PX domain containing serine/threonine kinase like. Gene Ontology annotation, biological process: protein targeting to lysosome; protein phosphorylation; early endosome to late endosome transport. The record is from RefSeq and is a predicted model, not a curated record. The coding region runs from base 107 to 1654 and encodes 515 amino acids. Gene Ontology annotation, molecular function: protein kinase activity; actin binding; ATP binding. The transcript is spliced from 19 exons. Gene Ontology annotation, cellular component: late endosome; extrinsic component of endosome membrane; early endosome. Lineage: Eukaryota; Metazoa; Chordata; Mammalia; Artiodactyla; Bovidae.
GCGCGUGUUGACAGCGGCGGCGGCGGCAGAGCCCGGCGGGCGGCAGGAGUCGGCGCCCCGGGUUCCUGCCCCUGGUCCGGAGGCGGUGGCGGACCGGCGUCCCGGGAUGGCCUUCAUGGAGAAGCCGCCGGCCGGCAAGGUGCUGCUGGACGACACGGUGCCGCUGACAGCGGCCAUCGAGGCGAGCCAGAGCCUGCAGUCUCACACGGAAUAUAUCAUUCGGGUACAAAGAGGAAUUUCUGCAGAAAAUAGCUGGCAGAUUGUUAGGAGAUACAGUGACUUUGAUUUGCUGAACAACAGCUUGCAGAUUGCAGGCCUAAGUCUACCUCUUCCUCCCAAAAAAUUGAUUGGUAACAUGGAUCGUGAAUUCAUAGCUGAGAGGCAGAAAGGUCUUCAGAACUAUCUCAACGUUAUCACCACAAAUCAUAUCUUGUCUAACUGUGAGCUGGUUAAGAAGUUUCUAGAUCCAAACAACUAUUCUGCAAACUACACUGAGAUUGCCUUACAACAUGUUUCCAUGUUCUUCCGGUCAGAGCCAAAGUGGGAGGUGGUAGAACCAUUGAAAGACAUAGGUUGGAGGAUAAGGAAGAAAUAUUUCUUGAUGAAGAUUAAAAAUCAGCCAAAGGAACGGCUAGUGUUAAGCUGGGCUGACCUUGGUCCUGACAAGUAUCUGUCAGAUAAAGAUUUUCAGUGUCUAAUCAAACUUCUGCCUUCCUGUUUGCACCCUUACAUCUAUCGUGUUACCUUUGCCACAGCUAACGAAUCCUCAGCAUUGCUAAUUAGAAUGUUUAAUGAAAAAGGAACCUUGAAGGACCUGAUCUACAAGGCAAAACCAAAAGACCCAUUCCUGAAGAAGUACUGCAGCCCUAAGAAGGUUCAAGGCCUUGAACUCCAGCAGAUAAAAACAUAUGGGCGGCAAGUAUUAGAGGUCCUAAAGUUUCUACAUGACAAGGGAUUCCCUUAUGGGCAUCUUCACGCUUCCAACGUGAUGCUGGAUGGGGAUACCUGCCGGCUGCUGGACCUGGAGAAUUCCUUGUUGGGCCUUCCUUCCUUCUACCGAUCAUAUUUCUCACAGUUCAGGAAGAUCAAUACAUUGGAGAGUGUGGACGUCCACUGCUUUGGCCACUUACUAUAUGAAAUGACUUACGGACGACCGCCCGACUCAGUGCCUGUAGACUCCUUCCCUCCUGCGCCGUCCAUGGCUGUGGUGGCCGUGUUGGAGUCCACGCUGUCUUGUGAAGCCUGUAAAAAUGGCAUGCCCACCGUCUCCCGGCUCUUGCAGAUGCCAUUAUUCAGUGAUGUUCUGCUCACAACUUCUGAAAAGCCACAGUUUAAGAUCCCCACAAAGUUAAAAGAGGCAUUGAGAAUUGCCAAAGAAUGUAUAGAAAAGAGACUGAUUGAAGAACAGAAACAGAUCCACCAGCAUCGAAGACUGACGAGAGCUCAGUCUCACCAUGGAUCUGAAGAAGAAAGGAAAAAGAGGAAGAUUUUAGCUCGAAAGAAGUCAAAACGAUCUGCUGUUGAAAAUAAUGAAGAGCAUUCAGCAAAAUACAGCAACUCCAAUAAUUCAGCAGGAUCUGGGGCCAGCUCACCUCUCACAUCCCCGUCCUCGCCGACUCCGCCCUCCACAGCAGUAGAGCAUGCACCAUUUUGAACGUGAAUUUUCGGUAAAGAAUAUCCGCGUUACCUCCACCUCCUCCACCUCCGCCUCCACCAGCAGCAGCUCCCUCACCUCCUGUGAGCACAGAGGCGCCCUCACAGCUUCCACCCCAGGCCAUGAAUGGCGUGAGCCGAGGGGCCUUACUCAGCUCCAUCCAGAAUUUCCAAAAAGGAACUUUGAGGAAAGCCGAAACCUGUGAUCACAGCGCUCCUAAGAUUGGCUAAAGCUUCGUGUUUAUACUCGGAGGGAAAAGUUCUUUUUUUUUUCCUUUUACCUCCACCCCCUGAAGUACCCUCCUUCUGGAUGAAUAAUUGCUGAGCCAGUACAGCCACAUACGACUUUGCAGAUGCUCACAAAAGGGGCUUUUCAAGAGGGAAACACAGUCUUCAAGUAGAAUGAAGUCAGGCUGGCAUUGCUGCCUUAAGAAAUAUUUUGUUCCUUGGUUACUAUCGGAAUCUGGUUCACCCUCUUUUGGUGGGCAGCAGCAUAUCAGAAUCAAUUAUUUCCACCAACUGAAGGAAAUGGACAAAAAACAAAAACGAUGACAAUAUUCAGUCACUGAGGUGAAUAGCCUUGGUGUUACAAUCCCUCCCAUCCCGCCAGACAGCUCCUAGAACUGUUCCUCUCAUUUCUCUAUUCUAAAGCAUCUUCUGGUUAUUUGUUAGAUAAAGCUGUUUUUUGCUACUUUUAAUUUCAUCUUAGACAUUAACACUGUAGCCCAAAGCAUAGUGAUGUCGCUGAGAGUCAGAGAAGCAACCGAGUUCUUCAUUUCCCCCUCAAGUAGAAGGUGAAAGUUCACAACAUUCUCUCAAGUUCAAUCAGGAACUCCAUUGUGGUUACAGAACUCAGGGCUGCUAUAGGAACUACUCUAGGCUCUUCGUUCCUUUUAGUUAGUACGUGUUGAACAGACAAAAAAAUGUUAACAUCAGGAAAAGCUCUUGCCAAUUCAAGGAUCUUCUUAAUCCUUAGCAUUUAAGUCAAGUUUGGGGCUUGGGGGGGGGGGGUGGUCAUUAUUACAAGUAAAUUUGGCACCUAUAGAAAUCAGUUCUGAUUUUUGAAAGAUUUAUCCAAAUAUAUCAUGUUUUUAACAUUACUCAUUUAUUAGAAAGAUCCUUUAUCCUAUGAUUUGCUUAAACCCUUAAAUAAAUUGCACUUUAAAGGAUUAUAAGUAAUCCAUCUAAAAAAAUCAAGUUAUACACAUCAGUGUUGGUUACUAUGCAGAGAGAAUGUCAUUGUGUAUAGUUUCAUGUAAUCUGUGAUAAAUGUUCAGCUGUAUUUUUUAUUAAAAUAAACUGUGUCAAGAAAAUGUGUUUUUA